AUGUUCUCCAGCAUCAAGAACGCCAUCCUGGACCGCACCAACCGCCCAAGGGAAGAGGAGGAGGGGAGGGGAGAGCCGAACACCUGCGACGAUGUCGUUGUGAGCGAGCACGAAGUUGGGGACGAUAAGAUAGGUCCUUUGGGAGAACGACUGGCCCCGGCGCCAGCACCUCCAAUUCCUUCUCUCACCUUCAGCUCCGGCUCGAGCUCCAGUGGGCAGAUCUCCGCUUUGUUGGCAGACGACAGCGGUGGGAGCGGCACGACUACGGACUCGGAGCAAUUUCUAACAGACGAACGCGCUGGACCGUCAUGGUGGCUCACGCAAUGCUUCGGAGACAAAGGCGAUGUCGAGGACAUAACAGAAGCGGACAUCAUCUCGACUGUUGAGUUCGAUCAGACGGGCAACUACCUCGCGACCGGCGACAAGGGCGGCCGGGUGGUGCUGUUCGAGCGGAAUGAGACAAAGAAGACUUGCGAGUACAAGUUCCACACGGAGUUCCAAUCACAUGAGCCUGAAUUCGACUACCUGAAAUCCCUGGAGAUUGAGGAGAAGAUCAACAAGAUCAAGUGGUGUCGGAGACAAAAUGCAUCACACUACCUGUUGUCGACCAACGACAAGACGAUCAAGCUGUGGAAGGUCUUUGAGAAAUCGUUGAAGGUGGUGGCAGAAAACAACCUCUCCUCGGAGCUCACACCUGCAGGCACGGGCAACGCAAAUGGCGGCGGGCCUGUACGCUAUCCGAACCAUCACUUCCGGAGCGUUGCCGACCUCAAGUUCCCACGCAUGACGCACCAUGACACUGUCGUCGCCGCAGUCCCACGCAGAGUCUAUUCCAAUGCCCACGCCUACCACAUCAACAGCAUCUCCGUCAACAGUGAUGGCGAGACCUUCAUCUCCUCGGACGAUUUGCGGAUAAACCUCUGGAACCUGAACAUUCAGGACCAGAGCUUCAAUAUCGUCGACAUUAAGCCUGCUAACAUGGAGGAGCUGACAGAAGUCAUCACUGCCGCUGAGUUCCAUCCGCAGAGCUGCAACUGGUUCAUGUAUGCGAGCAGCAAGGGUACUAUCAAGCUGGCGGAUAUGCGACAGAAGGCGUUGUGUGAUGAGCAUGCCAAGCAGUUCGAACAAGAAGAAGACCCUUCGUCGCGCUCAUUCUUCAGCGAAAUCAUCUCAUCCAUCUCCGACGUCCGCUUCAGCUACGAUGGCCGCUACAUCCUCUCCCGCGACUACCUCACCGUCAAGAUCUGGGACGUCAACAUGGAGCGCCAGCCGGUCAAGACCAUCCCCAUCCACGAGCACCUCCGACCCAAACUCUGCGAUACCUACGAAAACGACAGCAUCUUCGACAAAUUCGAGGUCGUCUUCUCAGGCGACGCCAAGAACGUCAUGACCGGCUCCUACAACAACAAUUUCAUGAUCUACCCGUCCGAGGAAGGCAAGGACACCGAAGUGGUGCUGCAGGCCGACAAGAGCGCUUUCAAGGCCAAGAAGGUCGGCAUCCCAACUCCGAUGAAUGGCAAAGACGGUGCCGCAGGUGGCAAGAAGGGCGGCAGCAGAGGGAGCAGUCCGGCAGGUGGUGCGCAAAGGAUGCGUAAGGAGACCGAUGCGGACCAGAUUGACUUCAACAAGAAGAUUCUGCACAUGAGCUGGCACCCUAGGGAGGACAGCAUUGCUAUUGCCGCGACGAAUAACCUCUUCGUCUUCUCGGCGCUUUGA
Saxophila tyrrhenica is the source of this 1716-nucleotide messenger RNA. RefSeq names its product protein phosphatase 2A regulatory subunit cdc55 (gene CDC55). The coding region runs from base 1 to 1716 and encodes 571 amino acids. NCBI's taxonomy places the organism in Eukaryota, Fungi, Ascomycota, Dothideomycetes, Mycosphaerellales, Extremaceae. The record is from RefSeq and is a predicted model, not a curated record. Gene Ontology annotation, cellular component: cytosol; protein phosphatase type 2A complex. Gene Ontology annotation, molecular function: protein binding; protein phosphatase regulator activity. The transcript has 4 exons.